CAUAAUGAUGAAUGGUUCCAACGUGGCCAACACAACCACGACUUCACCCACGCCUGCAAAAUCCAAGGAGGACCAGGUAGUGAACGGGCACGAUGAAAAGGAGAACAACCCCUUUGCAGAAUACAUGUGGAUGGAGAACGAGGAAGACUUCAACCGGCAGGUGGAAGAAGAACUUCAGGAGCAGGAGUUCCUCGACCGCUGUUUCCAGGAGAUGCUGGACGAAGAGGACCAGGAUUGGUUCAUCCCGUCCCGCGACCUGCCUCAGGGCAUCGGGCAGCUUCAGCAGCAGCUAAACGGGCUUUCCGUCAACGACAGCCACAGCCACGUAUCGGAAGACAUUUUGGGGCGCCAGGUUGGCGGCAACUAG
Molecule: messenger RNA, 367 nt
Organism: Gekko japonicus
Lineage: Eukaryota; Metazoa; Chordata; Lepidosauria; Squamata; Gekkonidae
Gene: PAIP2B
Product: poly(A) binding protein interacting protein 2B
Exons: 3
Coding region: 5-367 (120 amino acids)
Biological process (GO): negative regulation of translational initiation
Cellular component (GO): cytoplasm
Molecular function (GO): mRNA regulatory element binding translation repressor activity
Source: RefSeq, a predicted model, not a curated record